AUGGAUCCUGAGGAGAAGCGCGGGCCCUUUGCGCGCUUCCUCUCGAGUGGCAAAUACCCCUUGGACCAGCGCAUCGAGGACAAGAAGCGCGGGAUCGGGCGCCAGCGGUAUCCCUUCGUCGUCUGGGGCUUGACUGCGGCAAUGGUCGGUGUCAUGAUCUACGAGUGCGUCGUGAACUACCGCGAGCAGCACAAUCCGGUCUCGUUCAAGCCGACUGUGAACCCCAUGCUUGGCCCCUCCUCGUCGGCAUUGAUCAACGUCGGCGCUCGGUUCCCCCCAUGCAUGAAGCUGGUCGACGAUAUACCACCCUCCUUUGAGUUGCCCUGCAUGAACACGACGGAUCUCAAUGACGCUACCUACUGCACAAUAGAGGAGCUCUGCGGGUUCGGUGGCUUCCACGACAAGGAGCCCAACCAGUGGUUCCGCUUCAUCACCCCCAUCUUCUUGCACGCCGGUAUUGUGCACUUGAUCCUCAACAUGUUUGCGCAGGUUACGGUUAGCGCGCAGAUUGAGAGGGAAAUGGGAUCUGGAGGGUUCUUCUUGACCUACUUUGCGGCAGGAAUCUUCGGUAACAUCCUCGGCGGCAACUUCGCCCUUGUGGGCAUCCCGUCCGUUGGCGCAUCUGGUGCCAUCUUUGGUACUAUCGCCGUUACAUGGGUCGACUUGUUCGCGCAUUGGAAGUAUCAAUACAGGCCAGUGCGAAAGCUCAUCUUCAUGAUAAUCGAGCUUGCCAUCGGUAUCGCCAUUGGUUUCAUCCCAUAUGUCGACAACUUCGCACAUCUGGGUGGCUUCUUGCUUGGUCUCUUGGUCGGGACGAUCUUUUACCCAGUCAUCUCGGAGACGAAGCGGCACAAGUUCAUCAUGUGGAUCUUCCGCUUGGCUGCUAUUCCUCUUGCGAUCGUCCUGUUUGUGGUGCUGACGAGGAACUUCUACACCUCAGACCCGUACGCUUCAUGCCCUGGUUGUCGGUACUUGUCUUGCUGGCCGACGGACGCGAACAAUCACUGCAAGGGGUCAGUGCAGCUCCCAGCCUUGGCCUUCAUUCACUUACAUCGCUCCCAGGACUGGCUUGACGAACACAACUGUGACCACCAAGACGACCCGUGA
Schizophyllum commune H4-8 is the source of this 1107-nucleotide messenger RNA. RefSeq names its product rhomboid-domain-containing protein. The transcript is spliced from 7 exons. Gene Ontology annotation, cellular component: membrane. The record is from RefSeq and is a predicted model, not a curated record. Gene Ontology annotation, molecular function: serine-type endopeptidase activity. The coding region runs from base 1 to 1107 and encodes 368 amino acids. Gene Ontology annotation, biological process: proteolysis. Lineage: Eukaryota; Fungi; Basidiomycota; Agaricomycetes; Agaricales; Schizophyllaceae.